This is a messenger RNA of Suillus plorans, 582 nucleotides long. RefSeq lists its product as uncharacterized. The transcript is spliced from 2 exons. The coding region runs from base 1 to 582 and encodes 193 amino acids. NCBI's taxonomy places the organism in Eukaryota, Fungi, Basidiomycota, Agaricomycetes, Boletales, Suillaceae. The record is from RefSeq and is a predicted model, not a curated record.
AUGUCUUCAUUAUACGAUGCAGGAUACCCUGUGAACGAUCUCCUGCUCGCUUCAUCAUAUCCAGUCACCACCCCUGUUUAUUCCCCUCCGUAUGAUGUUCGCGGGAGACAGCAACAUUUCAUCGAAACCGCGCAGCAGAGGAAGGAACGGAUCGAAUUUCUGAAAAAGAGAGAAUGGGCCCGUCGUGUUGCUGAGUGGAUUCGAGCGACUAGUGCACGGCAGGAUGUGAUGAACUUUGGCUGCUCAGGUAGGCUUGCAGCAUCACCCAUGCCAGAGAAUGGCGAUGUUACCCGCUUGACUACUUCUGCGUCAUCACUCUCUCUAUCAUCGAGCGAGGAAGAGGAAGAGCCAUACGUCAUCUAUAGUUCAUCUCCGUCAUCUUCCAUGUCGUCCUUAUCCGAUGACCUGUCUAUUUCCUCAGUCCCCACCUCGCACCCGUCUAACAACAUUCAUCCACUGUCAAGCUCCAUGCCCUCUCCCUCCAAGCGUAGCCACCGCCGUCGUAGGAGCAGCACCAGUCUUAUGACCCCACGUCGCCGACCUUCAUUGUCCAGUAUUUACGAAGUUCCGGAGGAAGACUGA